CCAUGGGAGCAUCACUCGCAGAAUGGGCAUGGCAACUCUGACCUCUCUUCAUUCCGUUCCUUUACCUUCGUCCACCUCUCCCAGAAAACCACCUUCUACUUCUCUCUCUUCCUCCAGAUUCACCAGGCGUACAAGCUCAAUUGCUCUUCUCGCUUCUCCUCUUCUCUUCAUCAGCGAUAACAAUGCCAAGGCCGAAGAGAAGAAGGACGAAUUCCAGCCAGAUGAGGAGGAACGAGUAGUUCGCAUCUUCGAGGAGACCUCUCCGUCGGUAGUCUUCAUCAAAGACCUGGAGCUGCCAGCAAGAAAUCGAGAAGCUGAUGGUGAGGACGAAUUCAGGGACGCCAAAGUCGAAGGCACUGGUUCUGGGUUCGUGUGGGACAAAAUGGGGCACAUUGUUACCAAUUAUCAUGUUGUGGAAAAAUUGGCCAAUGAUAGAUCAGGCCUUCAGCGUUGUCAGGUAUUUUUUGAAGAUAUGAAUGGCAAUACCUUUUCCAGAGAAGGGAAGCUUGUAGGGUAUGAUCCAGCGUAUGACCUUGCAGUCUUGAAGGUUGAUGUUGAGGGGGACAAGUUAAGGCCAGCAUCGAUUGGUAGUUCACGUUCUUUGCUGGUGGGUCAGAGCUGUUUUGCCAUUGGAAAUCCUUAUGGAUAUGAUCACACUUUGACUACAGGGGUUGUGAGUGGGCUUGGCAGAGAGAUACCAUCACCAAAUGGAAGAGCAAUUCGGGGAGCGAUACAGACAGAUGCUGCUAUUAACGCUGGAAAUUCUGGCGGACCACUUAUUGACUCUUAUGGCCAUGUCAUUGGAGUUAACACAGCCACUUUUACUCGGAAAGGAUCUGGAAUUUCAUCUGGUGUCAACUUUGCCAUCCCAAUCGAUAUUGUUUGCCAAACAGUUCCUUAUUUAAUAGUCUAUGGAACCCCCUUUAAUAAUCGCUUCUGAUUUUGUUAUUUGCUAUUCCAGUAGAGGUAAGUAACCUGAUAAUUUAAGUUGAAUGGUGGGGGAUUUUUGUGCCUGUUAAUCCUAAUUUAGUCAUCUCUAGAAUGCUUAUUUUUAUUUUUUGAGAAAUUUGAAAUUGUAAAUAAUGAUGAUUGUAAGCUUGUUUUUUUGGGA
This is a messenger RNA of Dioscorea cayenensis subsp. rotundata (Guinea yam), 1111 nucleotides long. RefSeq names its product protease Do-like 5, chloroplastic. Gene Ontology annotation, biological process: proteolysis. The transcript is spliced from 7 exons. The coding region runs from base 23 to 940 and encodes 305 amino acids. The record is from RefSeq and is a predicted model, not a curated record. Gene Ontology annotation, molecular function: serine-type endopeptidase activity. NCBI's taxonomy places the organism in Eukaryota, Viridiplantae, Streptophyta, Magnoliopsida, Dioscoreales, Dioscoreaceae.